AUGCUGCGGAGGAGCUUCUGUUUGUACUUUCAUGUCAAAGAUCUAUUACUCUCUCCCAUCUGCACAUUCUCCCGCCAAAUAUCUAUUUCUCCAUCACCCAACUUGAAAACACUGUGUUCCAAUGCCCAAUUGAAUGAAGCAUUGCUGCAAAUGGCCAUUUUUGGCUCUGAAAUGAAGUUCGAAGGUUACGAUACCAUCUUGAACCAAUGCGUUAGCCAAAGGGCUAUUAGAGAAGGCCAAAGAGUUCAUGCCCACAUGAUCAAAACUUGUUAUUUGCCUCCGGUUUAUCUCAGGACGAGGCUGAUUGUGUUGUACAAUAAGUGCGAGUGUUUGGGUGAUGCACGGGAAGUGUUCGAUGAAAUGCCCCUGAGAAAUGUGGUUUCUUGGACCGCGAUGAUUUCGGCUUAUUCGCAGAGAGGGUUUGCCUCUCAAGCCUUGAAUCUCUUUGUGGCAAUGUUAAGAUCAGGUACAGAACCAAACGAGUUCACUUUUGCUACCAUACUUACUUCUUGCAUAGGUAGUUUGGGAUUUGAAAUUGGUAGACAAAUUCAUUCCAUUGUCAUUAAAAGAAACUAUGAGUCCCACAUGUUUGUUGGAAGUUCACUUCUUGAUAUGUAUGCAAAAUCUGGGAGAAUCCAUGAAGCUCAUGGAGUUUUCCAAAGCUUGCCCGAACGAGAUGUCGUUGUGUGUACUGCUAUCAUCUCUGGCUAUGCUCAAAUGGGUCUUGAUGUAGAGGCAUUGAAGCUAUUCCGUCAGCUCCAAAGUGAAGGAAUGCAUUCAAAUUAUGUAACUUAUGCUAGUGUCUUAACUGCUCUAUCCGGACUUGCUGCGCUAAAUCAUGGCAAGCAGGUCCACAACCAUGUCCUUCGGUCUGGACAGUCUUUGAAUGUGGUUCUCCUGAAUUCUCUAAUCGAUAUGUACUCAAAAUGCGGGAACGUCUGCUACGCUAGGAGGAUUUUCGAUCACAUGUCUGAGAGAACUUGCAUAUCGUGGAAUGCGAUGCUCGUUGGAUAUAGUAAACAUGGCAUGGGGCGAGAGGUACUCGAACUUUUUAAAUUGAUGAGAGAAGAAAAUAAAGUUAAACCUGACAGCAUCACGUAUUUGGCUGUUUUAUCUGGUUGUAGUCAUGGACAACUAGAACAUAAGGGGCUUGAAAUAUUUUACAACAUGGCUGAUGGAAAGGAUGGGAUUGAACCAGAUAUUGAGCAUUAUGGUUGUGUUGUUGAUUUACUUGGACGUGUUGGCAGAAUAGAAGAGGCUUUUGAUUUUAUAAGAAAGAUGCCUUAUGUGCCAACGGCUGCUAUUUGGGGAUCACUGUUAGGUUCGUGUCGAGUCCACUCGAACGUCGACAUCGGCAUAAUUGUGGGUCAGAAGCUUCUAGAAAUAGAGCCUGAAAAUGCUGGUAACUAUGUUAUUCUCUCAAAUUUGUAUGCUUCUGCAGGAAAAUGGGAAGAUAUGAGGAAUAUAAGGGACCUGAUGCAAGAGAAAGCUGUGAUAAAGGAGCCAGGUCGCAGUUGGGUAGAGCUUGAUCAGAUUGUUCAUACUUUCCAUGCAAGUGAUCACACUCAUCCAAGAAGGGAGGAGGUGGCGAGGAAGGUGAAAGAAUUAGCCAUUAAAUUCAAGGAAGAGGGUUAUGUUCCCAACUUGAGUUGUGUGUUGUAUGAUGUGGAUGAAGAACAGAAAGAGAAGGUACUUCUAGGCCACAGUGAAAAGCUAGCUAUGGCAUUUUGGUUGAUUGCUGCCCCUGAAGGAGCAACGAUCCGAGUCAUAAAAAACCUCCGAGUUUGCGUCGAUUGCCAUAGUUUUGCCAAAUUUGUGUCGAAGCUUUAUGCAAGAACGGUAAUCCUAAGGGACAAAAACCGGUUCCAUAAUAUAGUUGGGGGAACAUGUUCUUGUGGAGAUUAUUGGUAAAAGCUUCCAUGUUAGAAAUAGCAAU
Molecule: messenger RNA, 1936 nt
Organism: Cucurbita pepo subsp. pepo (vegetable marrow)
Lineage: Eukaryota; Viridiplantae; Streptophyta; Magnoliopsida; Cucurbitales; Cucurbitaceae
Product: Pentatricopeptide repeat (PPR) superfamily protein
Biological process (GO): RNA modification
Cellular component (GO): mitochondrion
Molecular function (GO): RNA binding; protein binding; zinc ion binding
Source: RefSeq, a predicted model, not a curated record